UGAAAUACUUUCCAGCGGUGAUUAUUACCCUUCUAUUAUCUCCAGUUCAGCAGAAAUGGCCUCGCGUCUCGCGUCACGAACAGCAGCCCACGUCGCCCGCCUCGCCUCCCGCGCCCCGCGACGCGGCAUGGCCGUCGCCCCCGGCUCCAAGACCGCCGCAAAGUCCAGCGACGUGCCCUGGAUCGUCGGGUCCACCGUCGUCUUCGGCGGCGCCGCCGCGUACCUCCUCGCGCCCAAGGGCACGGACCACGCGAAGCACCACGGCGAAGCGCAGGUCGCGCACCACGAGGCGCCCAAGACGAUCCCCGGCUUCACGGACAAGAGCCCCAGCACGCCGACGCCGACGACGGACGACGAGGGGACCGAGGUGCCCGAGCAGGAGGUCAAGGACAGCAUGGACAAGGCCUACGCCUCGAACUCGCCGAACGACGCCGGGCGCGCCGAGUCCGCCCAGGCCAAGGGCGAAGACCCCACCUCCGCCCCGUCGAGCUCCGCCGAGGCCGCCGAGCGCGCGCCGAGCGACCAGCCGGGCAAGGACCCCGCCGAGGCCGAGGGCGACGUGCCCGUCAGCGACAAGGGCCUCGGCGAGAAGCAGAAGCGCAGCGGCACGUUCCAGAGCCCCGAGGAGGAGGGCGCGACGAAGAUGGGCAAGGCGCGCGCGGGCGCCGCGGAACACGUCGCACCGAGGGAGGUGGCGAAGGAGUAGGCGCGGGGAGGAGCAGGAGGAGGAAGGGGGCGCUGGGGGAAAAGGAGUUGAAUAUAAUUUCUACAUCCACAAUAAAUUUAAAUCAGCUCGUCCCAUGCCUA
Messenger RNA from Gloeophyllum trabeum ATCC 11539, 807 nucleotides. RefSeq lists its product as uncharacterized. Lineage: Eukaryota; Fungi; Basidiomycota; Agaricomycetes; Gloeophyllales; Gloeophyllaceae. Bases 56 to 706 code for a protein of 216 amino acids. The record is from RefSeq and is a predicted model, not a curated record. The transcript is spliced from 6 exons.